AACAGUCUGGGAUAUUUCAGACUGGCACCACCUCCUCUGGCUGUUUCCGAGGCCAUCUAGAGGCCACAGCCCAGUCAGCUUAAAUGAAAGUAAAGAGAGGGCUGCGGGAGUUUGGGACCUUUGUGCAGAUGUGCUCAUGCUCGUUAGAGUAGAGGGCGGGAGAGAGGAAAGGAAGGAGGGCAUUGGGAGCCGAGGCCCCUCCUUUCAUUUCAGAAAAGUGCACAGGCAGAGCGGGCUGAGUCACAGGCACAGGUGAGGAACUCAACUCAAACUCCUCUCUUUGGGAAAACGCGGUGCUUGCCCCUCCCGGAGUGGCCUUGGCAGGGUGUCGGAGCCCUCGGUCUGCCCGGUCUGGUCUCUGGGGCCAAGGCUGGGUUUCCCUCAUGUAUGGCAAGAGCGCUACUCGUGCGGUGCUUCUUCUCCUUGGCAUACAGCUCACAGCUCUUUGGCCUAUAGCAGCUGUGGAAAUUUAUACCUCUCGGGUGCUGGAGGCUGUUAAUGGGACAGAUGCUCGGUUAAAAUGCACUUUCUCCAGCUUUGCCCCUGUGGGUGAUGCUCUAACAGUGACCUGGAAUUUUCGUCCUCUAGAUGGGGGACCUGAGCAGUUUGUAUUCUACUACCACAUAGAUCCCUUCCAACCCAUGAGUGGGCGGUUUAAGGACCGGGUGUCUUGGGACGGGAACCCUGAGCGGUAUGAUGCCUCCAUCUUUCUCUGGAAACUGCAGUUCGACGACAAUGGGACAUACACCUGCCAGGUGAAGAACCCACCUGAUGUCGAUGGGGUGAUAGGGGAGAUCCGGCUCAGCGUCGUGCACACUGUACGCUUCUCUGAGAUCCACUUUCUGGCUCUGGCCAUUGGCUCUGCCUGUGCACUGAUGAUCAUAAUAGUAAUUGUAGUGGUCCUCUUCCAGCAUUACCGGAAAAAGCGAUGGGCUGAAAGAGCUCAUAAAGUGGUGGAGAUAAAAUCAAAAGAAGAGGAAAGGCUCAACCAAGAGAAAAAGGUCUCUGUUUAUUUAGAAGACACAGACUAACAUUUUUAGACGGAAGCUGAUGAUUUCCAAGAACAAGAACCCUAGUGUUUGUUGAAGUUAAUGGAAACUUUUCUUUGGCUUUUCCAGUUGUGACCUGUUUUCCAACCAGUUCUACCGCAUAUACAAGCAACAUCCCUCUGGAGCCAGCACAGUGCUCUUCCAUAUCACCAGUCAUACACAGCCUCAUUAUUAAGGUCUUAUUUAAUUUCAGAGUGUAAAUGUUUUCAAGUGCUCAUUAGGUUUUAUAAACAAGAAGCUACAUUUUUGCCCUUAAGACACUAUAGUGUUAUGACUUGUAUACACAUAUAUUGGUAUCAAAGGGGAUAAAAGCCAAUUUGUCUAUUAUAUUUCCUUUCAUUUAUUUCUUUUAGCAGCACUUCUGCUACUACAGUUAAUGUGUUUACUCUCUUUCCUUCCCAUUAUUCUCAAUUAAAAGGUGAGCAAAGCCUCCUCGGUGUUUUUGACUAACAGUAAAUCGUAAAUUCAAACUGUUAAAUGGCAAUUUGAUUUUUAUGUCUCUCCUUAACUAGGAGACACAUCUUGUUUUAAUGAAUUUCUUUCAAUAUUCCAGGUGAUAGAUUUUUGUUGUUGUUUUGUUAAUUAAUCCAAGAUUUACAAAAGCACAGCGCUAAAUCACACAGUAACUACAAAAGGUUGCAUAGAUAUGAAAAGACUGGUAGAUGCCAUUGCAGGAUGAAUCACCUGUCACUUUUCUUCUGUGCUGGGAAAAAUAAUCAACAAUGCGGGUCUUUCAUGAGCAGUGACAGACUGUUUAGCUUACUAUGUUGCCCCCCAGUUCAAUGAUCUAUAAUAACAGAGCAAAGCCUAUGCUCAUUUGCAGACUGGAAUCAUUAAGCAGUUUAAUAAAAAUAUCGUGAAACAG
Molecule: messenger RNA, 1914 nt
Organism: Mandrillus leucophaeus (drill)
Lineage: Eukaryota; Metazoa; Chordata; Mammalia; Primates; Cercopithecidae
Gene: MPZL2
Product: myelin protein zero-like 2
Exons: 6
Coding region: 384-1031 (215 amino acids)
Biological process (GO): cell-cell adhesion
Cellular component (GO): membrane
Source: RefSeq, a predicted model, not a curated record